ACAGCUGUUAUUACGCGUUGAACUUGCAUAGCGAACGGACGUAUUUGCGCGUGGGCGUCUAUACACUAAAAAAUCGAAAUCAAAACGCAACUUAAAGAAUUUAAUAAUAGUCUUAAACAUAAAAAGUAGUGUGCGUAAAUUAAAUGCAAGUGCAGUGCGGCGCCGCACACUAGUGUUUGUUGCAAUAAAUAAUCGCGGGCGCAAUAUCAAAGAGAAAGUGCCAACAAGAAAAGAAAAGAAAAGCGAUUUGUUAUUGCUAGAAAUUUGUGUGUUGUGUUCUGUUCAGUGUUGUGUUGUUGCUGCUGCUGUAUCGGCGCGCCAGGCGCUGCUUAUGCAAAUGUGCUGCGCUGCGCUGCGUCCUCCUCACACAGCGGUGGUCGUCAGAAAUUGCAAUUGCCGUUGCGCCUGCAAGUUUUAUGAAUGAGUCGGCCAAGGGGCACAGGAUCAGCCGCAACGUGAACAGGAGUCGCGCAACGACAACGUCCAUUGGUUGCCGCACUGCCGCAUCCCCAUUCCCAUCAAAAUGGCCUUCAGCUAUGCCUGCCUUGUGCUCCAGCGCGUCGUUGUGCCGGCCGUGCUCGUGUUGGCUUCGCUGAUGCGGCCGGUGGGCAUAUCGUUUGUGUACAUGUUAAUGUUCUUCAUGUCGCCAUUCAUACCACUCGCAACGCGCCGCAACUUCAAGGGUUCUGUCACCGCCUUCUUUAUCAUCCUGGUGGCAUUGAGCGCCUUUGUGCUGCUGGGUCACAUUGCGCUUCAGGUGGCAGCUGUCAGCGUCUCGUUGCCCAUCUACGAUUGCUCCUUCAGCGAGCGACUGCUGCGUCACAUUGGCUUCAUGAGUUUUGUGAACUUGCAGCCCACAGCCAUCGUUGAGUGGCUGGCACCGGAGGUUUUGGUCUUUACCACGGCGCUGGCCUCGUAUCUCAGCGUGAAGCGCUUGGCCGCACAAACGCUGAGCGCCGAGCAGCUGGAGAAUGGCGAACUGCCAGAAUCGCAGUCGGAGCAUGCUGUUAACCAGCAGGCGGGCAGCGUUGCCAACGAUGCCAACGGCGCCGAUGUGCAACAGGCGACUGCCACCACGCCGCUGCAACAACAGCAGCAGCAGCUGCGUAAACGCGUCUCCAUGAUCAGCCAGCACAUACACUUUGAGGGAUUGAUCAAGAUAUCACCUCUUUUCUGCCUGGCCACAUUGUUUUUUGCGGCCGCACUGCGUCCAUCUGUGCCGGGUGGCUUUUAUUUUCUCAUUUUCCUGCUGGCGGGCACCUACUGGGCAACCUGCCAGACGCUGCAACGUGGCUUUGCUUUGCUGCUGCGCUGCGUGAUGGUCGUCCUUGUGCUGCAUUCGCUGUGCAUUGUUUCCUAUCAGACGCCCUGGAUGCAGAGCCAUCUCAAUAAUACCAGCCUGACGGCACGUUUGAUUGGCCUGGAGCCGCUCAUUGAGUCCGAAUGCGUGCCGGAUAUACGCAUCCUGCUGUACAAUAAUAAACUCUCCCUGGACUCGUAUCUCAAUCCGUUCGCCUUGUUCUUUGCCUACUUUGCGCUGGCGCUGACCACAAAGCAUCUCAUCAAGCCGCGGCUGGUGCGCCAGAGCACACGCAAGGCGCGCUCGCCCCAGGCACUGGAGUCCGGCGGUGUGGUUCCGACAGCGUCCAGUGGCUCUCGCGGCAAUGAUAUACAGCUGGACUCGCUGGAGAGACGUUCCGAGCAUGAAAAUAAUACCACCUCCAUACUCGAUCAAAUCUCAUACGGUUUUGUCAGCGUCGGCGGCUUCAUCUAUCAGAAUAGCUAUAUAUUCACCAAUAUUCUGAUGAUGGCCUGGUCCAUAGUCUACCACAGCUGGCUGACCUUUGUGCUGCUGCUGUGGGCGAAUGUGCUGUGGAUGAUACCCAAUCAGCGCAAGGCCAUGAUGCGUUCCAGUCCAUUUAUUGUGCUGUAUGCGGAGCUGCUGCUGGUGGCCCAAUAUAUCUAUGGCAUGGAUCUGAACAACGACGAGCUGCCGACCAAGGUCUCAACGGCGGGCAUUAAUCUGCAACAGAUUGGCUUCGAGCGACCCAUUGAGAAUCAAAUGCGUCCGUGUGUGCCGCUGAUAGUGAAGACCGCGUUUGUGCUAAUGUUCUGGGUGACUUCGCGCCAGUUCUUUAAGGAGAAGCGGGACAGACGACGCGAUAGCACGUUGGCGGACAUUAUAGCACCGCUGCAGAUAACCGUGGGCUCGGCGGGCUCCACCUACCUCAUCAACGAUGGCAAGAAGACCUCAAAGUUCCUAAAGAAAGCUGGCGAUGUGAUUAAGAAUUUGCUGGUGCGCCUCUGGAUCUGGCUGCUGGUGUUGGUCAUCUUUUUGUGCGCCAUUACGGGCGAGGAUAUGACCGGUUUUCGCAUCUGCUAUAUGGCAUUGUUCCUAUUCUUCUUGCUGGUGUUUCAAUCAUCGUCCAAGGCCUGGGUUAAGAUCAUGUACGGCUUUUGGCUGUUCCUAAUCUUUUACGCCAUGUCCAUAUUGAUAUUGAUCUAUACAUAUCAGUUUGAUAAGUUUGACACCUACUGGAAGGACUAUCUCAAUGUGUCCCAAACGCUGCAAGCUGAUAUUGGCCUGAAGCUAUACAAGACUAAGGAUCUGUUCCUGCACUUGGUAUCGCCCACGAUUAUUGUCAUAUUGACUGUGAUACAGGUGCAUUACUUCCACAAGCGCUUCAUUGCCUCCCUGCAGCAGCAGCCUACGUCUGGCGGGGCACAAGGCAACGCCGCCGCCGCCGCACAACAGAAGCGCACAGAAACAGGUGCCUUGGAGGCACCGCCACUGAAGCGUCGCGGCAGCGCCAGUUCCUUGCGCCGUUCCGUUGGUCCCACAGCUGAAGGCGUAACGGGCGUUGCAACCACCACCGAUUUUGAGACAUCGGUACGGGAUUUGGUGCGCAUCUCGUUCCGCAAGAUCAAAAACAAAUCGGAGUACAUAUUCAAGCGUUUCAAGACCGUCUUCUGGCGCUUCCUGGAGCUGCACAUCAUGAAGGCCGUUUAUAUAGCGGCCUUCGUGUGCAGCGUCAGCGAAGUAUGCGUCCUGCACAUUGUCUUUGUGGGCUUCUGUGUGCUAGGCGCCACCUCUCGCAAGGCUGUGCAGGUGGUUAUCAGUCGCCUGAUUAGCUUCAUAGUUACCAUCAUUGUGCUGUCCAAGAUGAUAUAUCAAAUCGAGUAUUUGGAUCAUUCGCAAUAUAGCGUCACCUGCUCGGACAAUCGCACCGCCAACAAUGCCGAAUGGGUGGGCCUCAACAAGGCCGAUAAACUGGAGGGCGGUCUAAUGGGUCUGCUGCGCACCUACAUUAUUUAUAUGGUGAUUGUCACCAUGCACGCGGUCAUAUCGCUGCGCCAGCUCCAGAUGCGCGUCAAGAUUGGCGAGAAUAGCGCCAAUCAGCCAAAGCUGCUCUUCCAGAAUAUCACGCGUGCCGAUGCUGAGAAGGAUUUGGUUGGCCUGGCCAAGUAUUUGUUGAACUUUGGCUUUUAUAAAUUCGGCAUUGAGAUAUCGCUGAUAGCCCUUGUCUCGACCAUUACGUACCGUCAGGAUAUUGUUGCGGUAGCCUAUGCCCUGUGGCUGGUCGUCAUCCUGCUGCUAAAGCGUUCGCAGUGUGCCAAAAUGUGGGGCAUAUUCCAGACCUUCUUCGCCAUCUCCAUACUGCUGCAGUAUAUUGUGCUGGUGGGUCUGCCGCCUAGCUGGUGUAUGGUGUAUCCUUGGGAUGAGGGAUCCUUUGGCGAGAGCAUUCAACGCUGGACCAUGCUGCCGGGCGCCUUGCACUUCAAUCAUGUGCCCAAGCUGAUCUUCGAUUUCAUUGUGCUCAUCAUACUGAAUCGCCAGAAGAGCAUCUUCUGCAUUGAGCAGCGGUAUGCUACCAAUGAUGAUUAUCCCGGUGGCAGCAAUCGCAGUGUAAUUGCGGACAUUGCCCAGUUGGGACGUGUGCCAUUUGACAAUCCCACGCAUGAUUUCUGCUCCUAUAUACGCAACUAUUCGGAUAUAUUGAAGAAUGGCGUUUUGUGUGGCUUCUAUUGGUUCACCUUGGCUGUGGUCUUUCUGGCCGGCACUAAUAUAGCGGAUCUGCUGGCGCUGGGCUAUUUGAUUGGCGCCUUUGUGUUCCUCUGGCAGGGCUCUGAUUUUUAUUUGCGUCCCAUCAAAACAAUCAUCAGCCGCUGGAAAUGGCUGCUGGCCUUCAAUGUGGCCAAUAUACUGAUCAAGACAAGCUUCCAAAUGGCGGGCUGUUUAUUUAUGACGCCGCUGACCAACAACUGCUGCUGGCUGGUGCAUAUGUUGGGCAUUACCUGCACCAGCAAUGUGGUCAAGGAGCUGGAACUGGUGCCCGGCGAUGAGACGGAUCUACUGAUUGGACCCGAUGGCUGCCCCAAGAUCACGCAUCAAAUUGUGCUGCUCUGGGAUGCGAUUUGUUUUGCGUUUAUCAUAUUUCAGUUGCGCAUCUUUAAGUCGCAUUAUUUCUGUCAUAUCAUCACGGACACCAAGGCAAACAAUAUACUCGCCUCCAGAGGCGCGGACAUUAUUGAGAGCCUGCGGCAGAAGCAAAUUGCCCAUCGUCAUGACCAUGAGAAGCAGGUGCUGCACAAGAUUAAGCGCAAAAUGGAACGCAUACGUGCCACACAACAGAAGAUGCUGCGUCCACUGGAUAAACAGACCCACUUUGAUGGGCAACGCACGCCCUUGGAGCAAAGCCUGGGCGAGGCAGCACCGCUGGCGCAUCAAAGCAGCUUUGUUUCCUGCCAAGGCUCCGGCUAUCAAACGCCCGAUGGCCCCAGCUCCAAGAGCAGCUCGGGCACAUCAUCGCCUGCGCGCGCCUCCAUGCUGUCGAGCAGCAGCAGCAGCGCUGAGAGCGUCGACAGCGCCGAUGCAGCUGUUAUUAUCGAGCCGGAGAUUAACAUAAUGCUAUGCGAUGACGAGGAUUUGAACUAUGCGGAUGUGCAAUCAUUCAGCGACGAGCCCGACGCGCCGCCAACUGCUUUGGCUGCCAAACGUCCGGCUACGGUAACCACAACAGCUGUAAGUGCCCAGACCGGAAAUACGUUUUCAAUUUCAAUAUGCCAAUUGAAUUCCUCGAAGCCGACCACGCCAAGCACGGAUGCGCUCUCCGCGCUACUCACCGAAGGUUUUCUGGAGCCCAAACGGAUUUCAUUGGGUCUGGCGCCCUCGGAGCAGAGUGGGCAAUCGACCAUGCACACGCUGGUGCCGCCACUGGCCUCAUAUGCCACAGCCUUGGCUACCAGUACGGCCAGCUCAGUGAAUCUGACGCCCAAUCUGCGGCGUCAGCAUCGCCGACAGUCGUCCACAAAUGCUGCCGUCUCUUGGAACGAAACGGUGUCCAUUAAGUGUUCGCCCAUUAAACAAAAUCUGGUAAAGAUCAGAUCAGCUUCAGCAAUAACUGUGCCACGGAUUACCCUCGCUCUUAUCUCGCAGUCUGCGGAGCAUGAGGAGCUGGUCACAAUGCGUCAGAAAUCGCUGCAUCGCCGCCAUCUGAGCAUGGGCAAUGCCAGCUACUCCAUGGACGAGGCACAGGCGCGUCAGCGUCGCACCAGCAAUUUGUCCGGCGCCAGGGAUGAGGCUGCAUUAAGGGCUGCACAGCGGCCGCAUAGCUGGGGACCCGUCGGUACGGUCUACUAUAUGGAGUCGCUGAUGUGCGCCUUCUAUGAGCCCGCACUGCUGCAUGGACCAUCUACGCGCGCCGGCGACUAUUAUAUGUUUGAGGAAAUGGAUGACAAGUUCGAGCUGGAUUUAAUACACGAUGAGAUUGAUUUUCUCGAGGAGGAAAACAUAACGGAAAGCGAAAUGAAAAUGCAGCGACGCAAGACGCUAUACGAUGUUUGGAAGGAUCUAAACGAUGCGGAAUAUCGUCGUCAUUUGUAUAUGCGCGAGCGUUCCUAUGCCUCCGAGCCGGGCUCUCGCAUCGCGCUCAAGGAUAUGGCCGCCUAUAGUCUGGAUGAGCGAGAUGAGCUGGUUGCUGGUGUGGAUCACGUGACUGAUGACGUGGCCGACAACAAGCGUGCUGAUGCUGACGAUGACGAUGAUACCAUUGAGUGUGACGUGGGCGUGCGCACCUCGACGCUCUCCGAGCCGGUUGACUUUGGUCGACGCAGUCAGACGCUGCUCGAGACCCAAACGCCGCCUCCAGUUCAGGCAGUUAAAUCAAAGGAUGCGCCCACCGAUUUCUUUCCCUCGACGAGCAAGGGCAUCUCCAAGGAACGCGAUGCAGCGGCCACCACAAGCAGUCCCAAGCCAGCUGCCAAGGAUGUAGCCGAUUUGCCAACAACGGCUGCAUUGGCGACGGCAGCGCCACGCGAGGCCACCUCCAAGGAGACCUCGGACAGUAAAUCGAAAAUGGAACCGGAUAGCGGCGAUGUGACGGCCAAGGAUUCGGAUGAGGAUUUCGAUACGAAUCCCAUUAUACGCCUGCUGGAGGGCUUUCUGGUUACCUUAACCAUACGCCUGAAUCGCUUCUCGCGCAAUUAUCGCUUCGUCAAUCGGAUUUUGGCGGGCGAGAAGAAAACUCUCAAAGAAUCCAGCUCGCUGAAUCGUUUGGGCCUCUCCAGCGCCGCGGCCAUGUUCCAUUUUCUGAAAUCGAAUCUCGAGAGUGAUGAAAACGGUGGUCAGCCAGUUUCAUCAUCUACACCGCGUCGCUCACAGCUGGCCACAACAACAACACCGCCCACAGCAACAACAAUAUCAGACAAUGAACACUUCAGCACACCACUUAACACAAAUACAACAACCACACCGCUCACACCGCCAGAACAAAAACAACAGCAACCACCACAUCCACACGAUAAACCACCAGCAACCAGUACGCCACAGCAAUCACAACCAGUCGACGAUAUCAUCGAAAUGCCUGUAGAUACCGUUGAUGCAGCAAGCUCUAGAAAACAAUCAAUCAGUUCAUCGCCGCCAACGAAAGGCCGCAAAUCGGACUGCGGCCUGCCUGAGAUACGCAUUAAAGCGCCAUCUAUUGAGCGCAGCGGGCAGCAGCAGCAGCAGCAGUUAACGCAGCCGCCUCCGCCGCCGUCUCACACGCCUCAUCAUCAUCAUCAAGCGCAUCAUCAGCAGCAGGCGAGCAUCGGCUCGGGUUCGCUCAGCAAGCACUGGUCCUACGAGCACGUGGACAGCGCUGGUGAAUUCAAUCUGGAGGAGGAGAACUUUGCGCAGCGGGAUCAUCACAUCAUUGUCGAGGUGCUAAUUUCCUCCUGGUAUGCGCUACUGGCCAAUACGGAUCUCAUUUGUUAUAUUGUGGUGUUCAUCAAUCAGGUGGUCAAUGCCAGUCUCAUCUCGUUACCGCUGCCCAUUAUGGUGUUCCUUUGGGGCACACUAUCGCUGCCGCGUCCCACGAAAACGUUUUGGGUCACAUUGAUUGCAUACACGCAGGCCAUUGUCCUGAUCAAGUGCAUCUUUCAGUUCAAAUUGAUUUGGGCCAACUAUCACAAUUUGCCCAAUCAGCCGCUCGCGCCGGCCAAAAUCUUUGGCGUCGAGAUGAAAACCCACUAUGCGGUCUAUGAUUUGAUAUUGCUGUUGGUGCUGUUCCUGCAUCGCUAUCUGCUCAAGUCGCAGGGCCUGUGGAAGUCCGGCUACAAGGAUGUAGAUCAGCAGUUUACCAAGCCCACGGCCAGCAUCGAUGAUCGCGAGGAUAGCGAUAAUAUGUCACAGCCGGACUCCCGCCAGCUAAAUGAGGAUGCCGCACAGAAGCUCAGCCUGCAGGUUAGCCAGGUCUCCCUGCCUGGCUCGCCCGAGUACAGCAAAUCGGCUAUCAAUCAAUUGGAACGCACUAAGUAUACGUCCUCGCUGCACAAGUUCUUCUUCAGUCUGGUGCACAAAUCCCGCCUGGCCACCGAUGUCUAUGCGCUGAUGUUCCUCUGCGAUUUUGUGAACUUCUUUGUGCUGCUCUUCGGCUUUACCGCAUUUGGCACUCAACAAACGGAGAGCGAUGGCGGCGUCCAAACCUAUUUGGCGGAGAAUAAGGUGCCGGUGCCGUUUCUGAUCAUGUUGCUGGUGCAGUUCCUGUUGAUUGUCAUCGAUCGAGCACUUUAUCUGCGCAAGGCUUUGGUCAACAAGAUCAUAUUCCAUUUCUUCUCGGUUAUUGGCAUACACAUCUGGAUGUUCUUUGUGGUACCGGCUGUGACGGAGCGAACAUUCAAUUCGCUCGCACCGCCAAUUAUAUUCUAUGUGAUCAAGUGCUUCUAUAUGCUGCUGAGCUCCUAUCAGAUCAAGUCGGGCUAUCCGAAGCGCAUUCUGGGCAACUUCUUUACCAAGGGCUUCUCGAUGGUCAAUAUGAUUGCGUUCAAGGUGUACAUGCAGAUACCCUUCCUUUAUGAGUUGCGCACCAUACUCGACUGGGUGUGCAUUGAUAGCACCAUGACCAUCUUUGAUUGGCUUAAAAUGGAGGACAUCUUCUCGAAUAUAUAUCUGAUACGUUGCACCCGGCAAUCGGAAACGGAUUUCCCUGCAAUUCGCGCACAGAAAAAGCCCUCCCUCUCCAAGCUAAUAAUGGGCGGCACUGUUGUUUUAUUGAUUGUCAUCUGUAUUUGGGGACCGCUCUGCUUGUUUGCGUUGGGCAAUGCUGUGGGCACGUCGAAUGUGCCCUAUCAGGUGUCGGUGUCCAUACGCAUCGGUCCCUACGAUCCCAUAUAUACGACCAAUAACUAUGAUAGCAUAUUUGAGAUUGACUCCAAGAUGUAUGGCCAGAUGACGAACGCGUUCAUUAAGAACAAACAGGCGUUGACCUUUAUAGCUGGCUACGAUGCCACCGAUGUGGCUGCUGUCAAGCUGGCGGGCAACUCGCCUUCACUGUGGAAUAUAGCUCCGCCGGAUAGGCAGCGCUUGGCCAACGAUUUGCGUAACAAUCACACGCUCAUUGCGCGCUUUUCCUAUUCGCUGACUCGCAAGGCGCCCGCCAAGGGACUCAAGGAAAACGUGGGCGAUGAGCACAUCAUCAAGCUGGAUGAAACGUUCGCGGGACGCACUGCACUUAUCAAUAUGCUCGACGAGACAUAUGAGCAACUGGAGGGCAAGGUCAAUAGCAAUGCCAAUGAGACUACCAAUGUCAAUGGCACCAUCAGUGCAAACGACACCAUCAAUGCGAAUGGCACCACCAAUGCGAAUGGCACCACCAAUGCCAAUGCCACCAUCCCAGCCAAAAACGCAAGCGAGGUGGUCGUGGUGCUGCCCAACAUGAUACCUAAGUUUAUCAAGGUGCUCAACUCGGGGGAUGCGUUUGUCGUGACUGUACUGAGUGGCAAGGAGCAGGAGUAUCGACCGUUGGUCAUUAAAAUGCAUCGCGAUAACGCAACCAAUGGGCUCUGGUGGGAGAUACGCGAUUUUUGCUCUGACAGCUUUUACACGAACACGCUUAAGGACUUGCCCUACAGCGAUUGCAGCUCGGGCAUCGUCAUGUACACCUUUAAUGACAAGAAAUUCCCAUCGACCUUCAGUUUUCUUACAGCGGGCGGCAUCAUUGGUCUUUAUACUACAUUCGUGUUAUUGGCCUCGCGAUUCAUGAAAUCGUUUAUUGGUGGCCAAAAUCGUAAAAUCAUGUUUGAGGACUUGCCCUACGUGGAUCGGGUGCUGCAGCUGUGCCUAGACAUAUAUCUGGUACGUGAGGCACUGGAGUUCGCUUUGGAGGAGGAUCUUUUUGCCAAAUUACUCUUCCUGUAUCGCUCACCCGAAACGUUGAUCAAAUGGACGCGCCCCAAGGAGGAUUAUAUGGAUGAUGAUGGCGACACCGAUUCCAUACCCAGUCGCAUGAGCGUGCGUCGACCCGAGCAGCUACAACAACAUCAAUAUCAACAGCAACAACAACAAUAACAUAGGUCUAAUCUAAAUGUUUGAGUUAAUUAGAAUCUUGUUUACGUAUGUUUAGUACGUAUGUUUCGUUAACGUAGGUUUCAUAGUUCUUUUUUAAAUUUAUACAGAAAUUAGUUAGAGAAACAAUAUACAAAAUACACACACACAUACACACACACAUCACCUAAAUACACUUACAAUUAAUUACAAUAUUUAUGUAGUUAAACUUUGUCAAGUACUGCCGUGUGUUAAAAAACCCGUGUAAACGUUAAAGGAAUUUGUACACCUACUAAUUAGCUAGUUAGUGCGUGUUCUAUAGGGCAUACAAUACCUUUA
This is a messenger RNA of Drosophila virilis, 10141 nucleotides long. RefSeq names its product piezo type mechanosensitive ion channel component (gene Piezo). The record is from RefSeq and is a predicted model, not a curated record. Gene Ontology annotation, cellular component: plasma membrane. Gene Ontology annotation, molecular function: monoatomic cation channel activity; mechanosensitive monoatomic ion channel activity. Gene Ontology annotation, biological process: detection of mechanical stimulus; regulation of membrane potential; cellular response to mechanical stimulus. Lineage: Eukaryota; Metazoa; Arthropoda; Insecta; Diptera; Drosophilidae.